Messenger RNA from Hibiscus syriacus, 489 nucleotides. RefSeq lists its product as uncharacterized. The transcript has a single exon. NCBI's taxonomy places the organism in Eukaryota, Viridiplantae, Streptophyta, Magnoliopsida, Malvales, Malvaceae. Bases 1 to 489 code for a protein of 162 amino acids. The record is from RefSeq and is a predicted model, not a curated record.
AUGGAUCGAGAAGCAGUGAGGAAAGAAUACAUACAAAGAGGUGUUUGCCAACCAAAGAAGCACAAAUUUCCUGAAACGGACUUCAGAGGAGGUACAUUACGCCGCUUUAAUAAAUCUUGGUUUAAUAAGUAUUCUUGGCUUGAGUAUAGUGUUUCAAAAGAUGCUGCAUUUUGCUUUGUUUGUUACUUGUUUCAGAAUGAAACUACCAAAGCUGCAGGAGGAUAUGCAUUUUUUGUUAAUGGGUUUAGAGGUUGGAAUAGGCCAGUUCGGUUUAGAAAACAUGUUGGUGGAAUUAAUAGUGCUCAUAAUCAAGCUUUUCAAAAGUUUGAGAAUUUAAAGAACUUUAAGUCAUCCUUGAAAGUUUCUUUAGACCAACAAACUGAGCAAGCUAAAAGUGACUACCGAAUCCGCUUGACUACUUCUCUUCAUUGUUUGAGAUUUCUUUUACAUCAAGGAUUGGCAUUUCGUGGUCAUGAUGAAUGUGAUUAA